CGGACAUUCCGCUGGAUGCAGACCAUGAUAUUUGCUAUUGAGGAGAUCAACAGAGAUGGCAAGCUACUUCCCAACAUCACAUUGGGCUAUAAGAUCUAUGAUUCAUGCAGUACUCCCCAUCAGGCCCUGAAAGCUGCUAUGGAGUUAAUGGGAAGUGUGAACAGUUCAGUGGCUGAAGGGGAAAUGCAAGGAAAAGGCAGCUGCCAUGGCGCUGUACCAGUAGUGAUAGGGGACGGAGGCUCUACUCAGUCUCUGGUAGUUGCUCGUUUUCUGGGAGUCUUCCAUGUGCCACAGGUUAGUUAUUUUUCUAGCUGUGCCUGUCUCAGUGACAAAAAGGAGUACCCUGCAUUCUUAAGGACCAUGCCCAGUGACUUCUUCCAGGUAGAUGCACUUGUACAACUUGUCAAGCAUUUUGGCUGGACUUGGGUGGGUGUGAUUGCAGGGGAUGAUGCGUAUGGCCGUGGCGGGGCAAACAUCUUUGCUAAUGAGGUAAUAAAGUUUGGUGCUUGCAUUGCCCUCCAUGAAAUCAUCCCUAAGAAUCGAGCACAGACUGCAAUUUCAUCUAUUGUUUCAAAGAUCCACUCCUCUGGGGCUCGGGUGAUUCUGGUGUUUGCUGUGGAACAAGACACAGCUGCUUUGUUUGAUGAAGCACUCAGAGUCGGGCUCACUGGGAUACAAUGGCUGGCUAGUGAGGCUUGGAGCACAGCUCCUGUCCUCUCAACCCCCAAAAAGUAUCACAGCAUCCUGCAGGGGUCUAUGGGAUUUGCCAUUCGGCGAGCGCAAAUACCUGCACUGCAAGACUUUCUGCUUCGCCUGCAUCCGGCAAGCCCAGAUGCCCUUGAAGAUCCCUUCUUGAUACCAUUCUGGGAGGAGGUUUUUCAGUGCAGCCUGGAUGUGCAGGCUCAACAUCAGGAACACAGUGUUGGGGGGAAACCUCCAUGUACUGGAGCAGAAGAGCUGGGGAGUGUGGCAAAUAUCUUUUCAGACGUGUCACAGCUAAGGAUUUCCUACAAUGUUUAUAAGGCUGUGUAUGCCAUUGUCUAUGCACUCAAGGCUAUGAGAAGCUGUGAGAAAGGGAAAGGACCAUUUCCUCUGCAGGCCUGUCCAGAUGCAGACAAUAUACAGCCAUGGCAGCUGCUUCAUUAUAUAAAACAGGUGAAAUACUUGAACUCGUUUGGUGAUGAAAUCAAGUUUGACGAGAAUGGCGACCCUGCAGCAAUGUAUGACCUCAUUAACUGGCAGCUGAGACCAAUUGGAGAAAUUGAGUUUGUCACUAUUGGCAAGUUUGAUGAGACCACAAUUGGAAAGCAAAAGCUCCAGAUCCAAGAACAGAAUAUUGUUUGGAAUGGCAACAGGACAAAUGUCCCCUUGUCAGUAUGCAGCAGCAUUUGUCGCCCAGGCACCCGGAAGGCAAUCAGACCUAACUUCCCUAUCUGCUGCCAUGAUUGUGUGGUCUGUACAGCUGGGGAGAUUAGCAAUCAGACUGAUGCCAUAGACUGUUUUCGCUGCUUACCAGAGUUCUGGUCCAAUGCUGAGAGGACAGUCUGUGUCCCCAAACAGGUUGAGUUCCUCUCAUUUAGCGACACCAUGGGAAUCACCCUGAUGGCUAUAUCCCUCAUCGGCUCUUUCUGCACGUGUGUUGUGGUCUUUAUAUUCUCUUAUCACAGAACCACCCCUAUCGUGAGAGCCAACAACUCUGAGCUAAGCUUCCUGCUGCUCUUCUCUUUGACUUUGUGUUUCCUGUGUUCUCUGACCUUCAUAGGUCAGCCCUCUGAGUGGUCCUGCAUGCUGCGCCACACAGCAUUUGGAAUCACUUUUGUACUCUGUAUCUCGUGUAUUUUGGGGAAAACAAUAGUGGUGUUAAUGGCCUUCAAGGCUACACUUCCAGGCAGUAAUGUAAUGAGAUGGUUUGGACCUGUGCAACAAAAAGCAAUAAUUACUUUUUGCACACUGGUCCAGGUAAUCAUCUGUAUAGUGUGGCUGGUUGUUGCUCCUCCCACUCCACGCCAAUUGAUGCCGCGUGAGAGCGCCAUCGUAAUUCUCUUGUGUGAUGAAGGUUCCCGCGUAGCAUUCGCUCUGGUCCUGGGCUAUAUUGGUAUGCUGGCCUGCCUCUGCCUCCUCUUGGCCUUCCUGGCAAGGAAACUCCCAGAUAAUUUCAACGAGGCCAGGCUCAUCACCUUCAGCAUGCUCAUUUUCUGUGCAGUGUGGGUAGCUUUUAUCCCCGCCUACAUCAGCUCUCCAGGAAAGUACUCCACAGUCACUGAGGUGUUUGCUAUACUGGCCUCAAGUUAUGGACUGCUGGGCUGUAUAUUUGCCCCAAAGUGUUACAUAAUUAUGCUAAGGCCUGAAAAGAACACAAAGAAACAUUUACUGUCCAAAGCUGUCACUGACAAAUUUUAG
Scomber japonicus (chub mackerel) is the source of this 2400-nucleotide messenger RNA. Its product is annotated as extracellular calcium-sensing receptor-like. Lineage: Eukaryota; Metazoa; Chordata; Actinopteri; Scombriformes; Scombridae. The coding region runs from base 16 to 2400 and encodes 794 amino acids. The transcript is spliced from 9 exons. Gene Ontology annotation, cellular component: membrane. Gene Ontology annotation, molecular function: G protein-coupled receptor activity. Gene Ontology annotation, biological process: G protein-coupled receptor signaling pathway. The record is from RefSeq and is a predicted model, not a curated record.